This is a messenger RNA of Echinops telfairi (small Madagascar hedgehog), 168 nucleotides long. Its product is annotated as histone H4-like. The transcript has a single exon. The annotation marks the transcript as partial. The record is from RefSeq and is a predicted model, not a curated record. NCBI's taxonomy places the organism in Eukaryota, Metazoa, Chordata, Mammalia, Afrosoricida, Tenrecidae. Gene Ontology annotation, molecular function: DNA binding; protein heterodimerization activity; structural constituent of chromatin. Gene Ontology annotation, biological process: nucleosome assembly.
GGGCUCAUCUACGAGGAGACGCGCGGCGUCCUCAAGGUGUUCCUGGAGAACGUGAUCCGCGACGCCGUCACCUACACGGAGCACGCCAAGCGCAAGACGGUCACGGCCAUGGACGUGGUCUACGCGCUCAAGCGCCAGGGCCGCACCCUCUACGGCUUCGGCGGCUGA